Formica exsecta is the source of this 468-nucleotide messenger RNA. RefSeq lists its product as uncharacterized. The transcript has a single exon. Bases 1 to 468 code for a protein of 155 amino acids. The record is from RefSeq and is a predicted model, not a curated record. Lineage: Eukaryota; Metazoa; Arthropoda; Insecta; Hymenoptera; Formicidae.
AUGGCGGGAGGCCAGUGCAAUGACAUGGUCCUCCGUACCUUAUUCUUGGAACAUCUACCAGAUAACGUACAUACCAUCUUAGCUAUUAGCGAAGUGGUUGAUUUAUCUAAAUUAGCGCUACAAGCAGAUAAAAUAUUUGAGAUGUCAAAUACUAAUGUAAAUCAAAUCUGUUUAAGCACACAGAGUAAUAACGCAGGUAAUUCAAAUAAUAUCAAGACAGAAAUUAACGAACUAAAAGCUACUAUAGAAGCUCUAACAAGACAGUUUAAAGAGUUACGCAGUAAACAACGUAGAGUUAGAAACAGAUCCAGAAGCAGAUUCAGAAGUAGAUUCGACAGACGCAACAUAUCUCCAGCACCGAUACAGCAGGAAGAGUCAGGAGUUUGCUACUAUCAUCGCAGAUUUGGGAAAGAAGCUUAUCGUUGCUUACUACCAUGUAACUGGAAAAAUGAAAACUCGGAAAACUAG